AUUGUCACGGUGUGGGGACGGAUGUGAUAAUAAAAAUUGAAAUCCGUCAAUCGCGUCGAUGCCGACGUAGCUUCGUGUUGUGUCCAGUCACCGGGGCCAUCGCGCGUUAGCCGUUCGAUUAUCGGCCACACACAUCCAAGGUCACGGGUUGUGGGCGGGCGGCUACAAUGCUGCCCGGUCCACUCGCGGCCCUCGACACUCAGAAAACGCGCGCGCUCACUACUAUUUACGCGCCGCGAAAACUCAAAACACGAAAACACAAAACCGCACAAUCGAGGAUGUUGGAAAACAAUAUACCGAUAAAAUCUACCCUGUCUCCUUUCCAUCCGCUCCCAGCUAUUGGACAGAAAAAAGAAAAAACUAAAGUUAUAGUCUUUGAUUUGAAGAAAGACGAUCAUGCUUUAAAAUUGCAGGAAGUUCUUAAACCGUUAACACCUUUAAGCAUUCAUGCUCUACGAAAGAAUACGGAUUGCGACGAUAGGAAACCACAUCCACUAUUGAGAGAGAAUACUUAUGACGUUAUCGAGCCGAUAUAUCUCAAUGCAGAUAAAAUGAAAAGAACGGAAACGACAAGGAGAACAGUUUCCGAAAACGUUGCCGCGCCAAAGAUGUCACCAAAGACAAGAUUUAAAAACGCAGCAUUACAAGUAGCAAAACUUACCUCUGUGCCAGAAACGGGAAAAUUAUUGUGCUUAAGGGAAAGAGAGACAUACAACAUAAUAUGCCGGGAAGAUAACGAUUCCUGUAGAUUGCAAAAAUUGCCACAAAGUCCUGCGCAGAAAUUAAAUACACUGUCAGAAAUUUUUCAAAACUUAGAAAUGAAGGGGCGACACAGGGAUAGGAUGAAAAAAGAGAACAGUUGGUUUUAAACGAAUACAUUAAGGUUAUUCUAUAAAAAGUUUUCUAUGAGCUUGUUGUGAAAGUGUUUACGCAGUGGAAGUUGGUAACGUG
Molecule: messenger RNA, 951 nt
Organism: Vanessa atalanta (red admiral)
Lineage: Eukaryota; Metazoa; Arthropoda; Insecta; Lepidoptera; Nymphalidae
Exons: 1
Coding region: 168-869 (233 amino acids)
Source: RefSeq, a predicted model, not a curated record